This is a messenger RNA of Stegastes partitus (bicolor damselfish), 5549 nucleotides long. Its product is annotated as ataxin-1-like. The coding region runs from base 2210 to 4282 and encodes 690 amino acids. Gene Ontology annotation, biological process: negative regulation of transcription by RNA polymerase II; nervous system development. The transcript is spliced from 3 exons. Gene Ontology annotation, molecular function: RNA binding; protein binding. The record is from RefSeq and is a predicted model, not a curated record. Gene Ontology annotation, cellular component: nucleus. NCBI's taxonomy places the organism in Eukaryota, Metazoa, Chordata, Actinopteri, Pomacentridae.
UGGGUGGGGUGGGGAGACCGAAAGUGAAAGACACAGAAAGGGAAAACUUAAGAGUGUGAAGUGUACGUUCAAGCACAGACUGCAUUUGCAUGAUUAUAUGAAUUUGUGCGUGCGUGUUGUUCCCGUAUGUGUAAUAUCAGGGCUGGAUGCCAUACGGGCGCUCGCAGAAAAUUCCUGUCUUUCACAGACUGAAAUCCUACGUGGGCGCACAAGUGUAGCCAGCAUUUGAGCCUGCAUAACCCCACGUAACCUUAGCUGUGCAGUCAUUUUCUGUCACGUUUUGUUCCUUUUUCGGGGAUUUAGACAGCGGGGAGGCACUCGCCACCUUAUUGCAGAAUGUGCGAGGGAUAAUCGCUCUCAUUGUCACUCAAAGUCACACCUAUGGGCAAACAAAGACUAGCAUGUCUUUGCCUGUCUUGCGUGUCAUCCUUCUCGCUGUGUGGAAACAUUUUCUAAAAGCUGUGCUGCUCUAAUGUGAGCCUGUGUUGUACUGCAUUUAAUUAAAACAAUACAGUGCAAUAUUUUAUUCUAUUGAUUUCAUUAUAUUUAGUCUGUGAACUGACAACUUAGUAAAUAUGUAUAUAUCUGCUGUGUCACUGCAGGCAUACUGGGUUUCAUAUUCAAAAUUAACCUUUCUUCAUAAAUUAAGAAACAGUAAGAACUACAUGACACUGCAUAAAUUCCUUUUAAGAUAUAUUCACAUCAUGAAUCAGAAUUAUGGAUUUUUGAAUCAGUCAAGGGGACUUGCAGGGCCUCUGUUCGCAGAUCAGCACUCUCCCAAUUGGACUGGUAUGAGAAUUGGCCUGGGAGCUCAGUGGAGGAGCCAGGAGUGUGAUGAAUAAUCCCAAACAGAGGCAGGUGCUUGAAUACAGUUGACACCGUGCCAGACUCCUUUAAGGUGACAGACACACCUGUCGGUCUAAGUGUCCCACGAGAGGAAGGUGCAGGAACUGACAUUUCAUAGGAUGCAUUUGCAUUCGAGUACAUUCAUUGUAUGUGCGAAGUGAAGACAUGCUUGCGAAUGCGUGUGCGGUCAUGUGCAAACAUGCGUAUCCAAUCUGCCAGUAAUCUGAGUCUGUGCUUUGCUCUUUGUGUUCGAACAGAUCGUUUUCCUUGGCCUUGACUUGUAACCCUUGUGUAUGAUCAAGCAGUAUGUUCUCCUCCUCCUCCACACUUCAUCUACAAUAGGGGUCAGCGGCCUUUCAACCCUGCCACCCACCACUUACACCCACAGUUUUUCAGCCAGGCCUGACUUUUCUGCCUGCUGGAGCCUGUGCAAGUAAAUCUGCUCCCUCUUACAGCCGGCCCACAAACACAAUAUAAUGCACGGUAUCGGUUUUGGUAUCACUGUACAGAAAGUGUAACAUCUGAGACAUCCUGUAGCCUUUUGUAUCGAUAGUGUCCUGAAAGCCUGUCCCAAAGUUGGAUGCACGUUACCUUCCGUACCCUUGCAAUGCAUUCAUUCUGUUUUGUUCUGCGCAACACUAAAACCCCUCAGCAACGCAAUUUUUCUCUAAUUAAUUUCUCUUUUUUUGUACUUAUUACCAGAGGUUAUCAAAUAGCUGAGUGAUAAAGGUCCUCCCUCUCAAGUGGAAUUGGGGCUCUCCCUAUUUUCAUUUAGAAAAUAAGCAUUAAGCCCACUCAAUAAUAUUUCAAUACAAUUUGCAGCACCUUCUAUAACAAGCAGCAUAAGCUAUGUGUUGAGUAAAUGACUGUGACCGUGUGUGGCUGGGUGGCAGAUUUGGUGUGGGAGGGGUUGUAGAGCAAUAGCAAUAAUGGCAGUGUAUAGCAAUGUUGCCUUGAAUACCGGCAGUGAUAAAGGUACUCUAGACAGUAUCUGUGAAGCCAGUCUAGACAGCCUCUCUGAAAAUGAAUGGCACUUAAGCUACCAACGGGAGACCUGGCCAUGCUUUCUCCAUGGAGAUGUCAUCACUAUGUUUUCUUACAGCUUGCUGACAUUUUGCUGCUAAACCAGAGAACCAACAGAAACCCAGUUUGACUGGCAGUCGCCAGGGGACAGUGCCAAAAACAACAAAUCUUUGGAAUGAAAAGUGAGUGGUGCUUCCGUACAAAAGAAUCGACAGUGAUCUGACAGUGAUGCUGUGUAUCAGCCUUCCCCUCUGUCUGCGCCCCUCGUUCUCCCGUGAGGCCCAUGUGACCUAGCCUACACCCACACACAGGGGGCCCCCACUGCCGCUGGAGCCCACCCAUGAAUCCCAGUCCCGACCGCGGCAAAGAGUGCCUCCCUCCCAAGAAGAGGGAGUCUCGGCAAGGUUCAGCAGAUCACCACGUCCCUCUGGAUGAGUUUAAACCCCCUGUGCCAAUCCGGGGUCGGUCUAGCACAGGGAGAGGGGAGGGGGGCAGGGAGGCCAGUGACAGGGACCGAGUCCUAACAAACCCAAACCCCCAUCUCCUACACACUCCUCCACCCCUUCCUGCUCCAGCACCAGGCCUCCCCGUGCCCAUACCAUGGCACCUCAGCUACUCUCCCCCUGUCUCUCUCCCCCUUUUCCCAGGGCAGGUCAGCGAAAGGAGGGGAUCAGCGUCUCCCGCUUGGAGAGAUGAUCCCCUUACCUCGUCCCUGCCCCACCACUCCAGGUGGCUUAGAGGGGAAGGUCCCCUCUCAUUGCCACCUUCCCCAUCUUCCUCCUCCACAUCCUCCUUUAAGACUCCCUUUCCAGCCAGUUCUAGAGAGAUGUGGUCCUAUAUUAACAGCGGUCGGCGGGACUACAGUUCCUCCCUCUUCUCCCCACCAUACUUGUUUAGCCACCACUCUCUUUACCCCCAAGACCCAAGCUUAGUUGAUGCAAGACACAGGUACUUGGGCAAGAGGCCAAAUGGCCUGGAUGGGCCAGGCAGCAGGACUGCCUCAACCUCCAGGCCUCUAAUCACAGGAGAAUAUGGGAACGAUAGCAGCAGAACCAGGCUGGAUGUCAGUCCACACAGCUCCCAUGCCAACGGCGGACGGAGGCAGCAAGAGGAUCUAACAUCUCGUGUCCACUCUGGAGGGCCAUUUUUGUCAGACUCUCAAGCUCAGGAGGGCCCUGAGCCACAUUCCUCACUGCAGGACAGACAUCUGCAUGGGAUAGUUAAGACUAGCUCCAAUUUACUCUCCACCAGUCCCCAUCCCCUCGGACCAGACUCCAGGGCAGGUAGAGGGGGACUACUGGACCACCUAGGGGCCACUCCAGCUGAAGCCCAAAUCUACUACUCCUUGGGAUCGGUGUGCCACCCCAGCCCUGAAGCCCAGGCCUACCCUCUCUACAGCUCCUCAGGAACAUCUAUGUACAACCUGCACAGGGAGCCAGGCCCCAGGCAGCACAAUCUAAGGAACUCACCACACUCACCCCUGGGUCUGCCAAACAGCCAUGACAGGUCACAAAGAGACCGGGACAGAGACCAAGAAAGAGACAAGGUCGUACAAAGGGACAGGGAGCGAGGCAAAGACAAAGACAAAGAGAAGCAACUACACCAUGACAAAGACCAAGAAAGAGACAGUGAGCGCGAGAGACGACGGGACAGAGAAAGAGACAGAGGGAGAGAGUUGUCUCCUUCUCAGCUUCACACCUCAUCCCCAGCCCUUCACCCAUCUCCCCCUGCACUCCUACCUCACUUCACCAAGGGUUCUCUGAUCGAGUUGGCCAGCGGGCGGUUGAAGCGUGUGGAGGAGCUGCGGACCGAGGACUUCCUGAGGAGUGCGGAUACCUCCCCAGAGUUCCACCUCAGCACCUGCACUGUACUGCUGAUUUCCCCCAGCAGCACACAAGGCUUCAGCCACCUGCAAGUCCACCUCACAGACCGCAACACUCAGGAGUUACUGAAGGUCUUGGUGGAGUAUCCAUUCUUUGUGCAGGACCGAGGUUGGUCUUCUUGCUGUCCCCAGAGAACCACACAGCUGUAUGGCCUGCCCUGCCGCCAGCUCAUGGAGGGCGAUGUUUGCCUGGCCCUCACCCCCACACCCAUCCAAACGCACCGGACACACUCGCGUACCAGCUCCAGGGCCCAUCGCACACAACUCCCCUCCAGGGCAGCAGCAGAGCCCAGCAGCUCGCACAGAGAGGACAUGCCGCCUCCACCUCCUCCUCCUCCUCUUCCUCUUCCUCAUCACCCAACACCUACCGCGCCAGCACCUCCAUGCGUCCUGGCUGCGGAGCCUCCAGCUCAGGAGCAGCAGCGUCCACGCAAACGGCGCUGGUCUGCCCCAGACACCCUUCCCUCAACCGGAACUGAUGAAAGCCUCUCGGAUUUACCUCAUGGCUCAAAGCUAAUGAAGUGGCAGUAGAAACUUGCACAUGCAUACCUAUACAUGCAUACUUACACACAAACAUGAGCACAUACACACCCUCCUUGUCUCAGUUGCACCCACCACGACAAACAAUGGCGAGACCUCAAGGCAGGGUUGCAGGGAAGGAAUAAAAAAAAAACAACUCAACAAAUCGCUGCCCAAAAGAUUAAUCUACGUCACUCUAGUCUAGGACUUGUUGCAUCUUUCCUUUCCUUUCCGUUCCUUUCCUUUCCUUUCCUUUCCUUUCCUUUCCUUUCCUCAACCUUACUUAGCACAGCCCUGAAAGGAGCAGCAGAUGAAGGAUCUCUUAGGCGGCUCCUUACAAACACACUGAAGACAUUUAGUGAGACAAUCAAGCACAUGUCUGUGUUCACUCUGUUUUUGUAAUGGUUGUCCCACACACCUACUUACUGAAAGUGUUUGCUGCAGGGUAUUUUCAAUCAGUGUUAUGAAAGUAAACGCUAUUGAAGAAGUGCAGAUAUAUAUGAACAAAAAUCGACUAUAUAUAUAUUACAUUACAGAUGUUAUAUACAGUAAAUAUGCUAAACAGAUUUAAUGCAAUCUCUUUGUCAAAUUUGCAAUGCAUUUUCGUUCUUUUUUUUUUUUUUUUCCUUUUUUUUUUUUUUUUUUCUUUUCUUGCUUCUGAGCCGAUGUCUACGUGUCGGCCUGGGCAGGCAAGGUGAAUGUAUGAGCAACUCUUCGCCUUUUUUAUUAUCACUGGGAGUCAUUUCAAACAAUUGUUCGUCAAGGCAUUACUCUCCAAUAUGUUCUUAACAUUAUCUCUGAGAAAGGGAGAACACUAAUGAAAACUGCGUAACAGACAAUCCCACCCACACAGACAGGUCUGUGCCACAUCGCCUCGACACUCAUGGUGUUUUUCCAUUAAAAACUGAAUGAUGGAAAGAGUAAAAAGUGCAGUAUGGCUGAAGAGUAAUGGUGCUAAUAACACGUUGGAACAUGAUGCUUUGUGAAUACUCUUGACCCCUGUGUACUGUACGCUUCUGUUCCCAUCUCAUUUUUAUGUACUGUAUAUGUUUGAAAGCAGGGAAAAUGAUGAAAGUAUUUUAAACUCAGAUACGGGUAUAUCCUCUGAUUCAGCACACUCUCUCACUUUAGUUUGUGUUUUUUUUUAUUUUCAAAAAGAAAAUCUUACCUGUUGAUUUUUCUUUUUAAAUGUUAUAGCUACAAAAAUGUAUAUUUUUAAAAAAUUGUGAAUCUGUUAUAUGAUGUUCGCUAGAAAUAAAGGAAAAAAAAGCUUUAUAGA